Lineus longissimus is the source of this 1998-nucleotide messenger RNA. Its product is annotated as divergent protein kinase domain 2A-like. NCBI's taxonomy places the organism in Eukaryota, Metazoa, Nemertea, Pilidiophora, Heteronemertea, Lineidae. The coding region runs from base 267 to 1670 and encodes 467 amino acids. The record is from RefSeq and is a predicted model, not a curated record. The transcript has 7 exons.
AUUUCGAUAGGUGGCAGCACUUUCAGAAUUUUUUAGAUUUUGUGUAGUAAUUUGUAUUUUUCUCGACUGGCAAUGUGAUGUAAUGUACAAUAGCAACGAUCCCAAAGGCAAGCCAAGUGAUGCAUCAAUCAAGACAAGAUUGAUUUUCACUGUUGUUAUUGAUCUUUUCCGUGGACACUGGAGUUUUACAGACUGCUGAAGAUAUUGCUAUAUAAAUAUUUGGAAAAAAGUUUUUUGCUUGUUUUUAAAAAGCAAUUGAACUCAAAAUGAGCUACAGUAUCAAAUCAUUCUUUGCCAUGCUCCUGCCAAAAUUCUUUUGGAAACGGUACAAAUUCACAAUCUUAUUCGGAUCGAGUAUCGUGACCAUGCUAUGGCUCCUCUCAACUUUAAAAAACAUUGCGAGCUUGAAAAGUGGUGAUGUGUUCUCCGAUCCCGUACCAGUGCAGCGUUUUUUUGGAUCGCAGUUCACAAAAUAUAACAUACGGAAACCAAUUCCUGAGACGUGGUUACAGCGGACUAAAUGCCCGGCAUGUUUCGGGGAAGACUUUUGCCAGGCGAUUAAAAGGGAGGAACUUGUGCUGACUGUCGAUAAAAUGUUCGUUCCAGAAGUAGCAAAUUUUGCUUUCGGGACUUACAGGAAUGAAAACGUGGUCGUGAAACGUCUGGGAACGAAUCAUUAUUUUGAUGUUUACGAUCAGUUUAUUUGUGGGAAUACUACGAAAGUUUCGGAGGGAUGUGAUGUCGGGGAUACAGCGUGGCGGAGUUAUAUCGGCUCCCAGAAUGCAAUGUUGAUAUCCGAGCUGGAGACAGCGUAUAAGUUUGUGGGGAAGCCCCCAGGACAUUUGACUAAUAACCUUUGUCUGACUCCCAAGCUUCUAAAGGAAAUGGAACACCUCUACAGUCGUUUACGAGAUAGUAUUACUGUGCAGGAAAGAGCUGUCAUGUACACCUCCAUGCUAAUCAACUAUGAGGCUAUACUUGGAAAGUACCUAACAGCAAAACACAGCGACAAAUGGAAAUUCCCAAUGUACUAUGGCGCAUGCGGGCGUAUUGUGAUCGAAGAACAUGGCGGGAUCCCACUGGCAAGAUAUACCGCAGCACCGUGGAAAAUGAGAGCGGCGCUCGGUCUCCAGCUGCUGCGAAUGAUCGAGGACUUUGUGGCAAAAGAUGCAGAGUGGUUGAUCAUCUACCCAGAUAUCCGUUACCCAAACUUCGCCGUCGACAAAGACGGUUACGUGCUUGCAAUCGAUCUCGACAAUGUUAUGAUUAUUGAUAAGAAAAACGUGGAGAAUUAUAUUAAAAACGUAGAAGUCCCCGAAUACUGCAACGGUGAUUGUUUUCGGAGCUUGGCGCAAGGUUUCCAGUCCGAUCUCAGCCAACGUCCUCAACAUUGCGCAAAAGUUAGCUUGCUAGCAAAGGAUUUGAUGUAUGCUAUGCUCUGCCAGAAGAUUUUCUCCGACUCGAGUGAUCAUAAGGGAUAUCAUAUGUUCGAUAACAAGAAGACGUCCGUCAGGCAAGAAAGGGGAUUAUUACACAGCCCACCAGAGGACACGGUCUACUUCCAACAACUUCUAAACGAGUGCGUCGCCCAGACGGGCCCCGACGGACGGCACGAAGCAGUCUCGCAGAUAAAGUCGUUCUUGGAAAAGUUUGCGUUGACGAGUAAUUGAGCCUCUCAGGAAACGUCAAUGUUGUUCUAUCCAUGUGUGCAUUAUCAGAGCUAAGAACUUCAUGACAAUAAGGAUUAUCGUUUUGGACUGUGAGUUUGAUUGUUGACAAAUCCUACCAGGAUAAAUCUGCUCAGGUGCAGAAGUGUCGGAAAGAUUUAGUGCCUACUGCGAAUAUUUGUACAAGUAUCUAACGAGAUGAAACAAACUGGAAACGUAUUGGUUGAUAGAGUUACUCAAAUUCAAAAGUAUGCAAUCUUUUUUUUAUCACUUAGUAUAUUCAUUCCUAGUCUUCACCAGUGAAAUCAAAGUUUGUAUUGGUAUAUUUUUU